UUGAACAUGUUAUUGCCAGAGGGCAGCACUAGUUUACUUGAUAGCGAGGAAAAGAAACUUAGUUAAGAAGAAAAGUUUUGACUGAGCUCAGGACUGUUUUCAACUAAGCGCAGGUAUAUUGAAAAUACUACAGUAAGAACAAAUUUUCGUGGCACAACUAUAUUAUAACAUAUAUAAACCAUAAUGUAAAUUUUACUGGUCUGGGCCUUCGAAGCCAAAGAGUUAGCAUAUUCCAUAUUUAAUUAGAAACGGGACACAUUAAGAAUAUUUGCGCAGCUACUAUGUCCUCUUCAAAAGUAAAUAAAACAGAAGAAAAUUCGGAACAAAUAUGUUAUAAGAAUCGGAGAUAUGUUUGGCCAACAACAAAGCGUAAAUUUGAAAAAUCAAAAAAAAUUAGGGAAUCAAUUCGUUCAUUAUGCGAUGAUAGUAGUUCUAGUGAAGAUAGCGAAUCUGUUCAGCUAGCUGAUUUUAAUUUGCAGAAGACUAACACAAAAGAUUCCUCAAAACAAGUUAAAGAACAUGCUAAACAUAAAAGAUUAGGAUUAAAACAUAAUAAGGAUAGUUCAGUAGAAAAUAUACAAUUACUUUCAAAUAAUAACUUAGAAUUGGAAAGAAAGAAAAUGUCCAAUGAAAAGUGUAAGGUAUCUGUGAAAGAGUCACUGAAGUCUAAGAAUCAUGGAAGCAAUAAAAGAGAGAAAACAGACAUUAGUAAUGAUGCAAAGGAACAAGAAGAUAAAAAUGGAAAGGUAGAAAGUAAUGGAUCAGAGACUGACAAUGUAUCUCAAAAACAUGUUAAAAAAAGACAUACCACAUUAAAGUCUGCACAAUCAAAUUGUGUUCAUUUACAUAAAGAUGAAGUUGAAUCAAGUUCUGGUAAAGAAUUUCAAGGUUGUAAAAAAUCUACUCCAUCAAGUACUGAAAAACAUACAGAUGGAAAAACUAUUGAAAAGCUAUGUUUUUGUCCUAAAUGUAAGAUUAUUGCACUGUCAAACAAAUUUAAGGAAGUUUGUUCAGAAUAUGAAUUAAAAAUGGAAUGUGUGAAACGAACACAUUUAAAAGAAGAAUUAACAUAUCAAGAAUAUGUAAAUAUUAUAAUAAAACAGUCAAAGGAUGCAAUUAGUAAACUUAAAAUGUUACUAAAUGCACAAGAAAAUGAACUAAUGCGUUUUUCUGGAGAAUGGACUAAGAAAUGGUGUUUACGUGAUUUAAUUUAUGGUAGUGAGGAUGAGGAAAGUAUAGUCUCAGAAUGUGAUAGCAAAGAAAUAUUUUCUGAAAAUGAAGGUAUUCCAAUAAGUAUUGAAAAGAAUAAAAAAAAUGAAGUUUCAGUACCAGUUGAAGUAUCAAAAGAAACAGUAGGUUCUAAUGAAACUGUUACAUCCUUGGAAGAUAACGAUGCUGUAUCUCCUAUCUUAGGUAAUAACAAAAGAAAAAUAGUAUCCAAUAAACCACAUUCAAAAAUCAAGUCAGUAACUGAUACUUCCAAAGAAAAUUCUGCAGGGUGUCAAAAAGGUAAAAUGAAUGACUCCUUACAAGAUAUAUUUGAUGAAUUAUCUGAUAAAAAUGAUGAAGUUGAUAAUAUUGUAGGAGAUACGGAAAUGGAAUUUGAAAAAUUAGAAACUUUAAAAACAAAAAAAUCUAAUGAAAAAAUACAGACAGUGGCUGACUCAAAUAAUGAUUCAAAUGUAUUAAAGGAAUUUGACAAUAGUGAAUCAGACGUAACAGCAGAGACAACUGUUGUGCUAAUGCCAGUUCUUUCUCGAGAUAUACCAUCGUCUAGCGAUGAUAAUGAAUCAGUAUCAACGCUUAAAAUUGAAAAAGAUGUAAACAGAUCAUCCAGUGCACAAUCAGAGGUGCUUAAUGAUGACCAACUGAAGAAACCAUGGUUGGAAACAGAUUCAGAAACAUUUUCAACUGAUGAAUUCAUUCCUGCAACGCCUACUAAAGUUUCUACUAACGGUAAUAUGAACGACAUCCAAACUGAGAAAUCGAAAUCUGAAAGAGAAAAUGAAACGAAUGUAACAAGCGAUACUUCCGUAAAUGAAGACAGUGAAUUGUAUAAAAUGGACAUUUCCGAAUUUCGUGCUAAACGUUAUCUUCUUGACUCCAAUUCAGAUGAUUCUAUGGGUUCUUCAUCUACAAAAGGAAUUGACGAUAAAGCUCAUGAAUCUGACGAUAAUAGCGAGAAUAGACAAGCAAAGGCAUCACUAGUAGUUUCUUCAAAUAGUGAAAGCUCAAAUUCUGACAAUGGUAAUAGUUUAGAAUGUACAAAAGUGCCUUCUUCAAAGGUACAGAAAGUCCUUACCUUACCCCUUAGUAAACAAGAUUCUUUACCAGAUGAAGUUGUAGGAAACUUUGAUCUCAGUGUUAGUGAAAGGGUGAAGAAUAGACGAAGGAAAGUAAUUAGUAAACGUGAUUUUAAAUCUGAUAAAAAGCUGGAAAUGAAAUCUUAUGUUGUUCUUGAAAAUUUACCAAAAAAAAUUCUUCAAAAACAUGCGGAUGCUUUGGAAAAGUCGCGGCAACAUUUGGACUCUAAACAGAUUAAAAGUCUUAUUAAUUUGGAUAGUCUCCAACGGGACAGCAAGAAAAAAAAUGAUUUGCCGCAGAGUUCCUCAUUUAUGAAAAAAUCUAAAGGAAGCAAAGCAACAGAAGAUACACUCUUGGAUCACUUGAAAAAAGUAGAAAACGAAAAAUUAAUUGAUCACUCUGAAGAAGAUAUUGAUGGACACAGUAAAAGUACACCUGAGGAAACACAAUGUGAUUUUCAAACUAAUGAAGAAUUAAUAAUAGAAGCUGAUAGAGAAGCAAAGAAUAUGCUGUUAAGUUUUGAAAAUUCUGAUGUUGAAAAUCAGAACGUGGUUUCGCAGGAUGAGCAUAGCGACGAAGAAAAAGAUAAAAAAGUAAAAAAUAGCACAGUGAAGUCUUCGAAAAAACCAGAGAAAAAAGCUUCCACUAGUGACGAGGACGAUGAAAGUGAACGAGAGAAACGUAGAUGGAGAGAGAGCAAGUUAUUAACGAUGAACAUUUCGACUUCAGAUUCUGAAGUUGAAUGUACAAAGUGGAAGAUAAAACAAGAAAAAUUGAAAAAAAAGGCCGAAGAAAAUGAGACGGAAAAUUCAGAUGCCAACACUUCCAAGAUAAAACGUAAAAUAAGACCCCGUCGGAAAAUUUUGGAUUCUGAUUCCGACGUGCAAUUGGUAAAUUCUGACUCGGAUUCCGUUAAAUCUUUACCGGUGGAAAAUGACAAAUCUUCAGACACUGAUUCCUCGUCAAAAAAGAAGCAAAAAAAGACACGUAAACGAAGAGUGCAUAAAUCUUCUGAUACAGAUUCGUCACUUGCAGAAAAAAAAGUGAAGCCGAAAAGGAAACGUAUCAAAAAUAUGGAUACAGAUAGUGACGACGCGUCUGAUGACGAAAUGAACAAUUCUCAAGGAACACCUAACGCAAAAGGCCGUAAAAAUAUCCGAAAAGUGAUGAAAGAUAAGCAAGUCGCAGAGAACACGAAACAAGCUGCAAAGGAAGAAGAAGAGAGGAUUAAAAGAAUUGCUGAUCGGCAAAAAUUAUAUAACCAAAUGUACGAGGCGAGAUUAGCCAGCGAAGAAAAAGUCGAGAAAUUGGUAUUAGAUUUUAAUACUGAAACAAAAGAAGAACUUGUGGUUGUUCAUCCAGACAUAGUGAAACGUUUAAAACCACAUCAAGCUAAGGGAAUAAAAUUCAUGUGGGACGCCUGCUUUGAAUCCCUUGAACAGAUCAAAACUUCUACGGGUUCUGGAUGUAUUAUUGCACACUGCAUGGGUUUAGGCAAGAGUUUACAAGUAAUUGCUUUAUCGCAUACGCUCUUAACACAUGAGGAAACUGGUGUGAAAACAAUUAUGAUCGUUUGCCCCUUAAGCACGGUACUUAAUUGGUACAAUGAAUUUAAUUUAUGGCUGAAAGAUAUUGAAGAUAAUGAUAUUGAAGUUCACGAAUUAACUAAAUUGAAAAAGAAUGUAGAGAGGAAGUACCAAUUACAAAGUUGGUACAGAACAGGCGGUGUCCUGCUGAUAGGGUACGAAAUGUUUCGAAACCUCAGCGGUGUUAAUAAUAGAAUGCGAAAAGCUAUGAAAGAGGAAGUGCUGCGCUAUUUGAUAGACCCCGGUCCAGAUCUAAUAGUUUGUGACGAAGGCCAUUUAUUAAAAAACGAAGAUACCGCUCUCAGUAAAUCUAUGAAACGUAUUAAAACAUUACGGAGAAUUGUUCUCACGGGAACACCGCUUCAAAACAAUUUAACAGAAUAUCACUGUAUGGUACAAUUUGUAAAACCGAAUCUUUUGGGAACCAAAAGAGAAUUUUUAAACAGAUUCGCAAAUCCUAUAACUAACGGUCAAUUCGACGAUUCUACCGAGUACGAUGUUAAAUUAAUGAAAAAACGUGCGUACGUUUUACAUAAAAUGUUGAAAGGUUGCGUACAGAGAUUCGAUUAUUCCGUUUUGACGCCUUUCUUACCACCAAAGCAGGAAUACGUUAUUUUUGUACGCCUCUCAGAUGUACAGAUGAAGAUGUAUCGAUACUAUUUGGAUAAUAUAAGUCGGCGUCAGCGUUCUGAGAAAGGAUCUCUUUUCGCAGAUUUUCAAUCGUUACAGAGAAUAUGGACGCAUCCUGUAGUAUUGCGUUUGAAUGCAGAGAAGGUUGAAAGAAUGAACGAAAAGAAACUUUCAAGUGAUUCAGAAGGUUCGUUAAAAGACUUCAUCAACGACGAUUCUGAGUCUGAUUCCACCACUACGUCGAGUAGUAGUGAUGAAAACGAGAAUGCUGACAGUGCAGAGUCCAAUCCUGCGCCGAAAAAUAUAAGAAGCACAAGAAGUACUAAUCCCGACGUCGCAGUGGUUAUCGAACCCGAGGAGACUGAAAAAAAAGACGAAGAAUGGUGGACGCAAUUCAUUGAACCAGACGAUUUCGAAGAUAUGUCUAUUUCCUCUAAACUUGUGCUUCUUUUCGCCAUUCUGAAAGAAUGCGAACAACUUGGCGAUAAAGUAUUGGUAUUUUCGCAAUCUUUGUAUUCGUUAACUUUAAUCGAGAAGUUUUUGAAAAAGAUUGACGACGAAACGCAAAAAGAUGAAAGCUCAGAGUAUAUGGGACAUAGAGAUAGUUGGUCGUUGGGUUUAGAUUAUUUCCGAUUGGAUGGCCAAACGUCUGCCGAAAACAGAAGUAUAUGGUGCAAGAUAUUUAAUCGACCAACAAAUACGAGGGCAAGGUUGUUUUUAAUAUCGACACGCGCCGGUGGUUUAGGAAUUAAUUUAACUGCCGCCAAUCGAGUAAUUAUUUUCGAUGCAAGUUGGAAUCCUUCCUACGAUGUACAGAGUAUAUUUCGUGUAUAUAGGUUCGGACAGAAGAAGCCGUGUUACGUUUAUAGAUUUUUGGCCGCUGGAACAAUGGAAGAAAAGAUAUACAACCGACAAGUAACAAAAUUGUCACUUUCUUGCAGAGUUGUUGACGAGCAACAAAUCGAACGUCAUUAUAGAAAUCAUGAUUUAAACGAGUUAUAUAAUUUUGAACCGUAUACAGAUGAAGGAAGACCCACCUUAAACUUACCAAAGGAUAGAUUAUUGGCGGAAAUAUUUUUGAAACACAAAGAUCUUGUAGAAAAUUAUCAUGAACAUGAUUCCCUUCUGGAAAAUAAAGCCGAGGAAGAAUUGAACGAGGAAGAAAGAAAACAGGCUUGGUUAGAGUAUGAAGAAGAAAAGAAAGGAAAACCACCGCUUCUAAUGUAUACUGCGCCAACUUAUCCAACUGAUGGAAUGAUAAACCAUGGCCAACUCGGUUUACCGUGGUCAAAUAUUAAUACAGAUUAUGAAAAACUCCAACAGCUUAUACGUAAAGACUAUCCAAAUGCAACACCCGAAUAUCAACAAAUGAUGACAGCUCGAGUAUUAACUGAUAUGUACAGUUAUUGGGAGAAACAGGCUUUCCAUAAUACAUCUGCGAAUAGAUUGCCUGAAAUGAAUGCAGGUUUAAUGCAGCAUCAGAUGAGAACACAGGUGCAGAAUUUGGCUCCGAGACCUCACGUAAUAAGAAAUACUAAUAAUGUAAGUGGACAAGAAAGAAACGAAAUUCCGUCUACUGGAAUUUCUACGUAUUCAAAAUCCGCAGAUGCCGACGAUGAUGUUGUAGAGGUUAUACCAACAACGACGAAUAAUAAGAAUAACAAAAAUCAAGAAGAAUGAAUGCUAUAAGAAAUGCAAUCUAGUUCAUUAAAAAAUAAUAAUGCAUAUUCUAUAUUGUUUUUUCUACUAUGAUAGCUAUUUAAUAUAUUCGCUACCAUUGUUCAAAAUGAUUUUACAAUGAUACAGAUCCUCGUCAUUGAUUUGUAGCUAAUAUAUUUAUGUUACAAAAAACAUAUCUCACGUGUAUCACACAUGAGUAGCAAACAAGUUAAUGGUGUGUCACUAACUACAGUGAAAAGUAUAUUCAGUGUAUGUUUUUUUAUAUAUACACAGUAUAUUCAUUAUACCUCGGAAAGUCUACUAAAUUUUUAUUCUCAGCAUUAUUAAUUUUAUGAUCGUACAAUUCUUCUGCGAUGAUGUCAUUCCAAUUUGAUACUUUUGUUUCCGGAUUAAAUUGCAGCCAAGCUGUGUAACGAUAUCUACGUGUCCUCAAAGUGUAUCCCAUAGCUUUUAUUUCCUUCAAUCGAGGUUCGUCACUGUUUGGAUUCAUAGAAGGCUUAAUACCUGGUCUUGGAUAUUGUCCAAAAACUGCAUUUUUCCAUGGCAGCAACUGCAAAUUUUUUCGUAUGAUUCAUUACAUAUUACUUUGGAUACUGAACAUCAUUUUUAGUAUUUACUUCUUGCGUUGUAGCGGCUCUUAUAAGCGGCAUAAGAGAAACUCCUUCGCUGCAAACGACUUCCGAACAUUUUUCUUCUAUUUGUGUAGUGUUUUUUUUGCCAUUUUCUUUAAGGCAAAUUGAGAUCGGAAUGUUUGCUAAAUCUGCAAUGGUUGGAAAAAUAUCAACUAAUUCCACCAUAGAAUCUAUAGUUAAUUGUUUUUUUAAUAGCGAAUUAUUUUUUAAGCUUGGAAUCGAUAUUAUUAAAGGUACUCUCAGAGUAACAUCGAAAUUGCUAUAUUUGGCCCACACUGCACGUUCGCCCAGUGACCAUCCUAUGCAAACAUUAAUUUUCAAUAUCCAUAGAAUUAAAAAUUACAAUUUUGCUAUGAAAUGUUUUCACUGACCAUGAUCAGACAUUAGUAUUAUGGUAGUAUUCCGUCGAAGCGAUAGAAUUUCUAAACGAUUUAUUAAUUUACCAAUUAAGUCAUCAAUAUAAGUCACAGCUGCAUAAUAAGAUUGUAUAAUUAAUUUUCCAAAACUUCCUGUGAAUCGAACAAUAAGAUCAACAUAAGGCUUUCAAUAAUUAUACAAACUAACCAUACCUGGUAUCUUUUCCCAUGGAAAAUUGAGAUUUAAACUUUCAAUGUCCUUUCUUUUCCUUAAAUCUAUCCAGGGAUUAUAAGCAAUACUACUAAUAUUUUCUGGCCAUUUAUACGGAUAUGGUACUUCAAAUUUAUGCAGUGGAUGAUAUUCUGGAAGAAUAUUUUAUAAAUAUUUUCUAGAUCGUCAAAAACAAUGAUUACAACUGGCGAUAACAAUGAAGUUUACUUAAAUAUCUUUUAGGAUAUUUGAAUGGUAUAUGGGGUUUCUGAAAUCCAACUGCUAAAAAGAAAGGAGCAGGACUGCUUGCAUAAUUUUGUAUAAAACGUUUAGCUUCUUGUAGAAUUUCUAUGUCUGGUAAAGUCUUAUUUGGCAUUGAUGAAACUUUAACUGGGCAUAUCUAAAAGCAAUUUUCAGAGAACAAUAAUGUAAAUAUAUUAUUUAUUUAUAAAAAUAAUGGCUGAUCUUAACAAGAUUUUGUGCAGGUGGUAUUUUCUGAGACGUUUGACAAACUGGUGCAUCCUUAUAUCUUUCUGUAUAAGGAUGAAAAGGUACUUCUGUCCAUGAGUAAGGGCUGUCAUCAGAGUGGUUUGAACUGAUUCCUGUAAAAAAUUAAGUAGUAUUUAAAUAGGAUAAUGAAUACGUAUUUAUAUUUUAUAAGUCGAAGACCUGGAUGGAAAACUUUUCCUAUAGAUUUGGUAAUAUAUCCAUGAUUUUUCAAAUAUUCAGGCAAUGUUGUAAAAUUGCCACUAUCUUCCCGCCAAUAGCUAUAAAAAUCAUAAAGUUUAAGUGUAUCCGGUCUUCUACUGGUUAAAAAAGAGUUUCUACUUGGUGCACACAAGGCUUGCUAAAAAGAAAUAAAUAUUCUUAGAUCAUAAUUCAACAUAUUUAUGUAUCAUUUAUUGGCUGCCUCUAUCAUAAAUGCGUUUUAAAGAUACCCUGUUCGAUACUAACCUGAGCAAAUGCUUGCGAAAAAAUGGCAGCUCCUUUUGCUAAUCGGUCUAUGUGUGGCGUAUAAGCAUUUUGAUCGCCGUAACAUCCUAAAGUUGUUCUUAAAUCAUCAACGAUUAUUAGAAGAAAAUUAUGUUUUUCCGCUACACACCAAUUAAUUGAAAUUAUUAGAUAUACUACAAACAACAUUUGUUAUAACUGAAUAAAGUACGCUUAAGUCUACAAUAUACAAACGCAAUUUAAAUCAGGUUUGAUGAACCAUUCUGACAAGAAUCACCUUGUUCAUUCGAAAAGUACUUCUUGUACAAAUAUGCAAUGGAUAAUAUUGUAUAGCGAAAAAUAUUGAAACAUUAUGUUAAACAACCAGAGGAUAAAAAUUCUCUUUAACUUACUAUUGCACUUUAUUUUUCAACGUACAGACAUACAAAUAAAAAUGCUACAUAAUACUUACAAUUCUACGAUAUCUAAUACA
This is a messenger RNA of Nomia melanderi (Alkali bee), 8822 nucleotides long. RefSeq lists its product as uncharacterized. Gene Ontology annotation, cellular component: nucleus. Gene Ontology annotation, molecular function: ATP hydrolysis activity; ATP binding. Lineage: Eukaryota; Metazoa; Arthropoda; Insecta; Hymenoptera; Halictidae. The record is from RefSeq and is a predicted model, not a curated record.